ACGAAAAAACUCAAUUGAGUAGUGAUGAACAAGAAAUGAGUAUUGUUGAACAAAAAUUAAGUGAUAAUAAACAAAUCUUUAAUGAUCAAAUGCUGAGCAAUACCAAAAUUGUAGAUCUAGAAUCACUUACUAAUUGUGAAUUAUACUCUUGGGAAGCUCGAUUUUAG
Messenger RNA from Cetraspora pellucida, 167 nucleotides. The record is from the annotation of a GenBank genome assembly. Lineage: Eukaryota; Fungi; Glomeromycota; Glomeromycetes; Diversisporales; Gigasporaceae.